Molecule: messenger RNA, 5889 nt
Organism: Babesia ovata
Lineage: Eukaryota; Apicomplexa; Aconoidasida; Piroplasmida; Babesiidae
Product: vacuolar sorting-associated protein 26
Exons: 9
Coding region: 1-5889 (1962 amino acids)
Biological process (GO): retrograde transport, endosome to Golgi; intracellular protein transport
Cellular component (GO): retromer complex; endosome
Molecular function (GO): protein binding
Source: RefSeq, a predicted model, not a curated record
AUGGUCGUUGCUGCCCGCGGAGAGUCAGUGUGGGCGGUUCCGCGGCCGGCGGCGGCGUUUCUAGCUGAGCUGCGCCAAUUCCAGCAGCAAUGUGACCGCGUCAUCGACGACCUAUACGGUCGGAGAAGCUUCGCCAGGCUUCAAAAGCAAGUCGAACGCGACAUACAGACAGUGGAUGUGUUGGCUGGGAGAGGAUAUGCUCGGCGAGCGCGUUCCGUGGUUGCCGAUGCCGGCCACCGCGUCCCCGAACGGGCUUCUGACUACUCAUCGCAUUUCGUCGGCGUUGUCCGCAGCACCGCCUCCUCGCAGCAUGCAAUUAGCUACAGCAGCGCAUUUCGCAUGCUUGUGUUCACCAAGGCUGUGCGCAUAUGCAGGCAAGAGUUCACUAACAUCGCUACCGUGGACCUGCUGCUGCUGGCGUAUGACGUCUAUACGGAAUUGUACUUGUCUUUGAUUGAUGCGCUGAUUCACUUGGGAAACUGGGAGAAGGCUACUGAUGUUUUGAUGCAGCUUGGAGUUGUUUUGUACUUCAUCCGCAAAGAUUUGUACAAAAAUAAACGGUCAAUUGCUAAGGCGCCCGUGAACUCCAGGUCCGAGCUUAAACUCCAACUGAUCAAGAGCAUUCUGGCCAAGCGGUGCAUUCGUUUGGAAGCUCCGCUAGUUUACGCUGACAACAGCACGGUAGUACAGCAUGUCUUUGACUGCUUUAUGCUGGUGCUCCCUCUGGAGAUUUGGUCGAGGACGGUUUACUUGUGGCUGCGUGAUGCGUCCCUGUACAGCGUCUUAGAAACUCUUCAGGCACUGCCGAUGCCUCAAAGAUCGGCCUUCUAUCGCAGAGUGAGGCGCUGUAUUACCCACUGCAGAGAUGACGUGAACAGCCCCAACCGUUAUUUUGACUUCGGCUGUUCUUCCUGUAGAUCCACCGUUUGGAUGGGGGUGAAGGCGCGUCAAAACAGUCGUGAAUUCGGCAAGCAAUUCCCUGGUAAGAGAUGCGGCUUUCCCUACAAUGUCGUCCUUGGUUACGUCUUGUCCGCCUCAAACAGCAACCGUCGUUAUGCACUGGAGGGGUUCAUCAUGGUGGCCAAGAUUUCUAUGGGCAUUGAUCGGAGCCUGUAUGCAUCGCUCUGCUUCACCGUGUCUACGGUAUUGCGCAUUCUCUCGUCGAAGAUACGCAUCUUAGAUGAAGCAUCUCCAAAAAGCAGUCUAGACCAGGGCACUGGCGAACGCAAUGACGUGGGCACAGACACGAUGCAUUCCGUGGACCACAUGUCGUCGCUACUGCAUUACGUCGGCAUGAAGCAGUGGGGGAAUCAGAAGUGCUUGUGCGUGAUGUCAUCCGCCGAUAAUAUCUGGGUGAAGCGCAGUGGAAUGCGUUCGAUAUCAGUGAGCCUGACCCCUUUGCCCUCAUUUUUGGGUCCGUCUAGGUACAUCGGGCACAGUUGGAUCGACUUGGACUACAUGGUAAUGCUGGAUGUUGACAGUAUGAUACCGUGCGACGCUGCCGGAUUGGAUGGGAUACGUUUUGUCCAGUCUCACCGAGUGGAUCGACACUUUUUCCCAUUAGGCGAAAUAAAGAUCCCAAGUAGCGAUAAUGGUUCAACCGAAUCGUCUUCUGGUGCUGGUUGCACAAGCUCAAUUUGCCUCGAGAACUUGAAGGUGCGAAACAAUACGGUUGAUAUCCAAAUGGACUUCACUCCGCUAUGCCAAAACCUAUUUUACUCCACCAGGCGACACAAACGCCACGUGUCGUUACGUGGCACCAAAUAUGCCUUUUCCGUCAUUUCCAAGGCUCCUGAUCACGCGCCUCAGCCGUUGGUGCAUGGCUUCGACCACAAGGUUGUUCUCGCCUUGUUGGCAUUUUGCGUUUCGUUAGACCGCGAGUACACCGUCCUCCACUUCCGGCAGGCGCUGGAAUACCUGAACUACAGGGACACUCUGCGCAAGAAGCGAAAAGCGUUCCUACGCAAGCUCAUGACCUGGGUGCCGACGCCGAACAGCCAGGAAGCUCGCCAUAUGAUGAAAUUCCAGAAGCGGAUUCGCACGUCAUUUCGCCACAGGUCGUGGCUAUCGUACAUGACGGCCGCUGGUGACAACGGCGGUCAGGCUCACGAUGCCGAUCGAGUUGACUGGCGAGCUACCUGCUCGCUAACCAAGGGUAGUGACGCUGUGAACAUGAAGGAGUACAUGUCGAUGGAGAGCGUCGAACUGCAGAGGCAUGCUAACGGAGUCAAUUGUCUCAAAGAUCCUGCGUUCACGAAGCAUCGGCUCAUGGAUGUCGUUGAGAAGUCUUUCUACGCUCUGUCGCAGGCUGGAAACUACCUGUACAAACGAUGUCAAGGAUAUCAGCCGUUCUGCAAACGGGGCGCGCUGCGAGGCAACCACUACCGGCUCUCCAAUAAGUACCCAUUCGUGGCAAUUGAGGAGGCUGACAGUGGAGCAUCGAAGUAUGCACGUCCACGCAUGCCACCGUGUGAGCACACGGCAAUGACCAUGUCUAUGGGUGAGUGCACGCAGUGUUCCACCUCACGCUCGUUCCGACAACUCGAUCGGAUGGUUUUGUUGGUCGAGUGGAUAUCGCAUUUAGUUUUCACGGGUUGUAUCCGCCCCGGCAAGGUCUACCCCAAAUCCUUGCCAAUUGGGAUGCCGGUUAAUGGUUACCCCGCAACCCAAACUGCCGCCACAAAUGGUGCUAACAGAGUUGCGGCGAAAUUGGUUGGGAAAGGAAAAGUGCCGCGCGUGGAUGGCCGUAGCUACAGGAUUAUGGAGUAUGUCAUCGAUGCGUACGUUCCCGACAGGUCAUCUGGAUCUGCUAUGGCCAAUUUGUCCGACGGUUUGGCACUGCUCAAUGAAGUGGUUGAAUCAUGUAUGCUAACUUCGUUGGCUACAUUUUUCCACGAGCCUUAUUACAAGGGUUUGGUGUUGGAUUUGGCCAUGGUGCAGUUACUGCAGGGCCGUUGGUCUUUGUGCCUUGCUUUGCUAAAGCAACUGCAGGGUACUCCCGGCAACUACAGCACCCCGUUCGGUGCUGAGACAAUCUCAGUGGCUACUGACGUUUUCCGUCUGACGAAGGUUGAAAAGGGAUUCAUUUCACGCCUGACCGGCAAGAUCUUGACCGAGUUGAUCGUCGAGCCCCAGUUAAGCAUUGAACUCCUUUCGAAGGAAUGCAAACCGGUAGAAAGGCGCUUUAAUAGUGGCACCGUUCAAGGUGCCACACAUGGUGAGGAGCAUCCUGGGAUAGCGGGGAGCUCACACCAUGGCAAGUCCAAUAUGCACGAAUCAGCCAAAUCGCUAAUGCUACUGGGAGUGUCGUACCUGACGCUUGGCUUCGUUCAGGUUGAUCCAUUGUCUGCCUCAAUAUCGGACACUAGUGGCAGCUGGGUGCACAUCGACCAUCCCGAGUUGGAUAGCUUGCGGUUCGUUGAAUGCGACGGCCCCAAUUCGGAUGCCGUCUGCGGAGAACACAACCCGCAUACUUCAGAUGCUGCGGCUGCAGAUGAUCCAGACAUCCCGACAGGCCGAUUGGCCGUAGCAUCGGAGUACAUUCUGAAAGCGCUGUCGAUUGACCCGAGGUGCUACAAGGCGUGGCUCUACUUGGCCCAUUGCGGAGUGCUUGCGCACGAGUACGAGUUCGCAUACAGGUGUUGCCAGCGUAGCAUCGACUGUUACGAUGCGUGUGUGGCUGCUUGGCUGACGAUGGCAGUUGCGAUUAGCUCCCGCAGCCGUUGCUGCUCUCCCAUCAAGGUUUCGCAUGGUGUCUGGCCGGAGUAUUUGGUCGAACAGAAAGGGUUUACCAAGAGACUCCACAAUGGUAAGGUAUCUAAGAUAAGCAUCCCCUCCUUUGUGGUCCCGUAUGACCCAGUCUUCCCUAGCCGUGCCGAGACCACGGACGAUCUGGCUCGGCACAUGAGCCAAGCUGUGGGAGGCGACACUGCGGAGUGUUUGGACAUUCUAAUCGCAGCUACACGUUUCGGAAGCGUUUUUGCUUAUGCCGGUGUGCUUCAGCUAUUGUCUAGGACCGUGGAGAUGCCCAUUGACACCUUCCCCUGGGAGACUUCUCGUGUUCUGGCAAGCUCUUCGCGCGUGGUUUUGACGCAAAUCUAUUUGGUCCUGCAUGCUAGCAUAGAAUGCGCAUCGCAAUCGAAUCUUGGCAAGAUCCCCGACGAAUGGUUGUAUCCCGACCUCCGUAAGAUGCACUCGCAGAUUCGUGCGUUGGUAUCUCGUGCGGUUUCUACUAAGCUGCACGUUUCCUCCCUUCCUUUUAUCCGUGCAAUGUGCCUGAUGUAUUCGUUGGAUGUCGUUGACGAUUCGCGUGCUGCGGUGUUUUCGCAGGGCAAAGUGUCGUUUGACGUCAGCGUGAGCGACCCGGCAUGUUUCGAGGAUGAGGUGUAUGGCUGGAUAACGUGUUUGGAGGUGUUGACGCAAAGCGGCCACGCUGCUACGGCGGAACUGCUAUUCCCUCUGCUUGAGUCCUUCCUGGAUGUUAACUCCCCUCGUUGCCUCGAGUCUGAGUAUGCCGCUCCAUCUUGCGACAAGUUGCCUGUAGGACCUUAUGCAGAGGAGUCCCGAUGGGGUGCCGUGAGGAGCCAUUUCAACGGUCGCGCGUUCACUUACGCUGACAUACGCGCCGAAACGGUGUUCCUACGCCUCUACAUGCGGUGCUACACUGUUGUUGACAGUGAGCUUGACGAGCUGCUCUCUGACGUCCAGGAGGCCCUCACGCAGUGCGCCAGUCGCAAACUACGCCUGUUGGAAGCACGGAUCUUGGCGGGAUUGCGUCGUUACGAAGAGGCAGCUCGUGUGUAUGCUGCUGAGCUACGCCGUGGGUUCACCGGGUCGGUGUCUACUGACUACAUGCUGGAGUACCAGGCUAUGAAGGUGUACGCUAAAGUGCUCACUGCGCUUGGAGAGGUAUCGCAAUCCGCUGCGGUCAUUUGUGGCCUUCUUGGCUUUCUUUUCAUCGCACGUGUGUCUCCACAACUCCAGGGCCGUUUCAAGAUGUUUUCUAUGUUCUUCGGGCAGCCGUGCUCCCUGGAGGUGGAGAUAGACUCGAAUCCCAGCCGUCCCUUGGUGUUCGUGGACCCGCAGCAGAAGACGGACAAAUGCCCUGUCUUCUCGGAUGGCGAGGAGAUCAGCGGCACUGCCGUGAUCAGCCUAAAUCCCGGGAAGCAGUUCGACCACCAGGGCAUCAAGGUCGAGCUUGUCGGUCAGAGCGACACCCUGUACAACAAAACGGGGACGUAUGAUUUCUUCACGAUGUCACGUGACAUUGAAGCCUCAGGCACCGUAAUCGAGAGUAAGAGCUACAGGUGGAAGUUCCCGUUGGUGGGAAUUGAGAACGAGACCUACUGGGGUGUGAACAUCCGCAUGUACUACUUCGUGCGCAUCACCGUUGUUAAGCCGUACGGCGGCAACAUUUGCAAGGAUGCCAUGUUUGUCGUUCAGAACGUGGGGAUUCCCCCUCAGAUCAACAACACGAUAAAGAUGGAGGUCGGCAUUGAGGACGCGCUGCAUAUCGAGUUUGAGUACAACAAAUCGGCGUACCACAUGCGCGACGUCAUCCUCGGAAAGGUGUACUUUUUACUGGUGGCUCUUAGCAUCAAGUACAUGGAGGUUGCCAUUCAGCGUGUGGAGACCAUCACGCUAGGCCGUUCCGUUGUGAACGAGACGCAGACUGUCACUACUUUUGAGGUCAUGGACGGGUCUCCCGUGAAGGGGGAAUGCAUUCCCGUGCGCAUAUAUCUUACGGGGCUCGACCUGUGCCCCACCUACAAGAACGUGCAGAACAAGCUCACUGUCAAGCACUACAUCAACCUGUUGAUAGUGGACGAGGACGACCGGCGUUACUUCAAGAAGCAGGAGAUCGAGUUUUGGCGCGAUCGUCUGGGCUGA